AUGUCGAAGCCUAUUUUUACUUUGGCAGAAGGCCAGCCAAUUGCAGAUCCAUCUGUCAGUACUACCUUGCCCACAUUUGGCAGCGGUGGCCUUACAACCUUGGGCGAUACACUCCUCCUUGAGACGCUUGCGCAUUUUAACCGUGAGCGUAUCCCUGAAAGGGUGGUGCAUGCUAAGGCUGCAGGUGCUUGGGGAGAAUUUGAGGUCACUAGGGAUAUAUCUUCUCUCUCGGCGGCCAAGUUCCUCAAUGGCGUGGGCAAGAAAACGCCGGUGCUUUUCCGUCUGAGCACGACUGGUGGUGAAAAGGGCAGCGCCGACACCGUGCGGGACGUGCGAGGCUUUUCCGUCAAGUUCUUCACUGAGCAGGGUAAUCACGACAUUGUAGGGAAUCAUAUUCCGGUGUUCUUCGUGCGGGAUCCAGUGAGAUUUCCUUCUCUCAAUCGCAGCCACAAAAGACAUCCCGCCACUAACCGGCCGGAUUGGACAAUGUUUUGGGACUUUCAUGUCAACCAGCCAGAGAGUGUCCAUGCUUUGAUGCACCUGUUUGGCUCUCGCGGCAUCCCGGAUUCCAUCCGUCGGGUGACGGGUUUUGGUGUGCAUACCUUCAAGAUGGUGUCAGCGGAUGGGAGUUUUCGGUAUUGCAAAUUCCACUUCCGGCCGACGCAAAGCAUCACCCAUUUUUCUGGAAAAGAAGCCACAUUGAUGGCUGGGGCCAAUCCCGACUUCCACAACCAGGACCUAUGGGAUGCCAUCGCUCGGGGAGAAUUCCCCGCAUGGAAACUCUACGUGCAGGUCAUGAAGCCUGAGCAGGCCGAGACUUAUGGCCGCGCCCUGUUCGACAUCACCAAAGUCUGGCCCCACGCGGAGUUCCCCUUGAUUGAAGUCGGCCAAAUGACCCUGAACAAGAACCCAGAGAACUACUUUGCUGAGAUCGAACAAGCGGCAUUCUCGCCUUCUAAUAUGGUCCCUGGCAUUGCAAUGACCCCCGACCCGAUGCUGCAGGCACGCAUGUUUGCCUAUCCGGACGCUCACCGAUACCGCCUGGGGGUAAAUUACACCCAGCUCCCUCCCAAUCGGGCCAUAUGUCCUGUCUACGCGCCGUUCGAGCGCGAUGGUAUGGGCACCGUGACCAAGAACUACGGCGGUGACCCAAACUAUGUGCGUAGUACCUUGAGCGGGGGCGUGCCCAGCCCGGUGCCUUCUGACGUGCGACACACCGAGCGCAUCCAACACAAUGCGACCCUCGGCCAGAAUGAGAUUCAGGUUGAUGAUGAGGACUAUGUUCAGCCUCGUGAGCUGUGGAACAGAGUCUUUAAUGAGACCGAGAAGAGGCAGUGGAUAGCGAAUGUGGCCGAGACUUUGGAUGGUGUGCCAGCUCCGCUGAAGAAAGCCGUCAUGGAGAUGUUUAGCAAAGUCCAUCCCCAGAUUGGUCAAAUGUUGGAAGGGAGGACUACUAGUAGUUCUCGCCUUUAG
Aspergillus pseudoviridinutans is the source of this 1473-nucleotide messenger RNA. RefSeq names its product catalase easC (gene fgaCat). The coding region runs from base 1 to 1473 and encodes 490 amino acids. Gene Ontology annotation, cellular component: mitochondrion; peroxisome; cytoplasm. The record is from RefSeq and is a predicted model, not a curated record. The transcript is spliced from 7 exons. NCBI's taxonomy places the organism in Eukaryota, Fungi, Ascomycota, Eurotiomycetes, Eurotiales, Aspergillaceae. Gene Ontology annotation, biological process: response to hydrogen peroxide; hydrogen peroxide catabolic process. Gene Ontology annotation, molecular function: heme binding; catalase activity.